AUGGGAAUCGCGAAUGUGGAAGAUCAACAGAAGAAACAGAGCCUUUUACCCGAUAGCUUGCACAUAUACUUGAUCAUAGCGCCACAACCCGAACAAGGCAACCCUAUGGCAAUUUCAAGUCUGCUGAACCCAUCAGACGACGAAGAUGAUGCGGAAUCAUUGAGAAGCGAACCUGAUUCCGUGGAAAGGUCUAUGAACAACCUCGACAUCUCUAGAAGACAUAGUCAACCCCACUAUGAGAAUCGUAGUUUCUCCGACAAUCGACUUGCACUGCCGCUGCGGCCUAUUAACCCACGAGGAGGGUCGUACAAUCGAAGAGGCAGCUAUGAAGACUGCUCCCGGCGACGAUAUGCAGCUUCUACUGGCUUGAAUCGGUUUUCAUCAUCACAUUAUCGCGGCCGCCAUGGACCUCAGCGCCAUCAUUCACGACAAAGCUCAGCACCACCAUCUUCUUCUUCACGCCAUCCAGCCGACAGAGUCAACAAGACGCCACAUUCUAACAAGGCGUAUACCAGUGAGCAAGUUCACUUCAUCAGAUACACCAAAGAAGAUUUGGGCGUUCCGUGGAAAGGCCAUCCAGCUCGGUUCCGUCGAUUCUGGGAAGACCACCGUGAAUCGGAUCAGUGCUUCUCUUCGCGCUAUUACCGUUGUAACAUCAGACCGCGACAUGUCAACUGGGUGCCCAUUCUUGUUGAUGGAAGACCUGUAUUGGAUCCAGCUCCAGUCCGAGGAAGAUCAACUCCUGAAGGCAAGGCCAUGGACUUCCCAUAUACACUUAUUGAGUUAUCUCCACAUCGAGCGUUGGAGUAUAGCUGGGUCAGUCUUGCAGAUAAGGCCAGGGCCAUGGAUAUUCUCAGACAGGAUGAGAUCAGGGAUGCGAUGAUAGAGAAUGGAACGUUCGUUGAUCCGGAUCCCAAGAAUAAAAAAUGGCGUUGGCGCAGAAUGAUUCGCCUCAUGGAGGCAGAUGGUCUCCUUCCUGGAGGGUGCUAG
This is a messenger RNA of Glarea lozoyensis ATCC 20868, 990 nucleotides long. RefSeq lists its product as uncharacterized. Lineage: Eukaryota; Fungi; Ascomycota; Leotiomycetes; Helotiales; Helotiaceae. The transcript has 2 exons. The record is from RefSeq and is a predicted model, not a curated record. The coding region runs from base 1 to 990 and encodes 329 amino acids.